CCUUUAUCCCUGAUAAGUCUCAAUGGCUGAUUUUGACACCUUGUCAAAAAAUAAGAAUGAUGAAAACGCAAAGUUGAAACAAGCUAGAUUAACAAAACGGGCCAGACAGAUUGAAGAAAAAGUGAAAAACAAAAAGGUCAAGUCCUUAUUUGAUACCGAUGGUGAUCUCAGUAGACAUAAUAUCAUUGAAGGGAGUAGACAAGCUAGGAAAAGAGCGUCAAGUUCUGAUUCAAAUCAAACACAACAAAAAAAAACAAAGAAGGAGACACUACGAAGAAAAACAACCACGAAUCUCAAAAAUGAAUUGCUACCGGAACCAAAAACACCUAUUCAAAGACUCAGAAAUCAAGAAAUGGGUAAAAAGCUGAUUUGCAUGCAAGAAGUGUGUCAACGCCAUGAUGCUUCAGUAAAGGAAUUAUACCAUCUUGAAUUAUUUCAGAACAUGCUUGAUUAUAAUCCAAAAGCUUUUAUUAAUGAUGUUCGUUAUAAUAAGUAUGUUCAAGAUUAUGACAUGUGGCAGCAUAUAAAGUCUCAGGAAUCAUCUUUGCACGAUUCUUCCAUUAUAAAUUUACUUCAAGCAAUUAUUUAUGAAUCGGUUUAUAAUAUACCCAAUGAGAUAACACAACAACAGUUAUUUAAUACCAUUCAUACCGGCACAGGUUUACGACGUCAAAAUCGACAGUUUGCCACCUUGAACGAUUAUCUUGAUUCAUUUUAUGCUGCUGAUGAAGGCGCUGAGGAUUGGACACCUGAAAUGCGCGAACAUUAUAUCAAAAAGGAACGAAUUAUUCGCAAACGUCUUUAUGCACUUGAAAAACGCGGCGGAUUUUCAACUCAUUUACAAACUAUCGCUAAUCAAAGACCACAUCAUCAUCAUCAUCAUUCAAAGUCCUUGCAUCAUACUAAUUUGUUAAAUAACAUCUCAACUGCAUCCAAACAGUUUCAAGCUGUGCAACGUUAUAAACGAAAUGCAGCUCGAAAAUGUGCAAAGGCUAUUGACAGAUAUUGGGAUAAUAUUCGUAAUCAUGAUGAACGUAUACGUCGUGAAGAAACAAAGAGGAUGAUUCGGUUAGCUAAAUGGACAUCUCAACAAGUGAAAAGGAAAUGGAAAUUAAUAGAACGUAUAUGUGAAGCUCGCUUAAAGGAAAUUUUGAAGGGAGAACAAGCAGAAGAAGGUCGUCGUCAUCUGGAAAUGAUUUUAGAACAUUCAGAGCAAAUGUUGGGCGCUAGACAAGAAGAGUUAAGGGCGCAUCAAUGCAUUGAAGAGGACGAUAAGGUAUGGGAGAUAAAUGAGGAUGAAGAUCUACAAGAUCAUAUUAUUGAAGAGGACGAAGAAAGUAGAGAUGAUGAAGAGGAAUUGAAAGAUUUAGAAGAGGAUCAACAUUUGUCUAUAGAGGAAUUGAUGGAAAAAUAUAGAUCCUUACGUGAAGCAAAUGAUUCUGAUACGACUCAGUUAGAAGAAAAUGAUGAUAUACAAUCUAUGCAAAAUAGUGAUGAAGAAUUUUCGAUAGUUUCUGACAAUGAAGAUAUACCGAUUGAGGAUGAUGGUGAAAGUGAGGAUGAUAAUGUAGAGUUAAAUAUUCUCCACGAUGAAGCUAAUUUAACGGUAGAGGAGUUAUUACAAAAGUAUAAUUACAAGGUAGAUGAUGAUGAGAAUAUGAAUGCAAGCCAAAGAUCUUCAUCACCUGAAUCUACUCCCACUGUAGAUAGUUUAUUAUUAUCAAUGAAUAAAGAAGAGGAAAUACUAAAAUAUAGAAACCAAAAUGAUGAUGAUGACGACAAUGACGACGACAACGACGAAAAUAGGUCUUUCAUUACUAAUGAUGUCUCAGCAAUGAUCGAUAAAGAUAUGGAUUCAAAUAUUCAACCUACAGGAAAUACACUUGAUACUACUAAAGUACGUACACCAGUCCCGUUCUUGAUACGUGGUAAAUUACGUGAAUACCAGCAUGUGGGACUUGACUGGCUUGCUAGCCUAUACAAUAAUGGAUUAAACGGUAUCCUUGCUGAUGAAAUGGGUCUUGGCAAAACAAUUCAGACAAUUGCACUAUUAGCUUACUUGGCUUGUGAAAAAGGUGUAUGGGGCCCUCAUCUAGUUGUUGUUCCUACUAGUGUCAUUUUAAAUUGGGAAAUGGAAUUUAAAAAAUGGCUUCCAGGGUUUAAAAUUAUGACCUAUUAUGGAUCUCCUAAAGAACGUAAAGAGAAGCGAUCAGGAUGGUCUAAAGACAAUGCAUUCCAUGUCUGUAUUACAUCUUAUCAACUCGUUUUACAGGACCAAAAUGCGUUUCGUCGUAAGGCAUGGCAUUAUCUUAUCCUUGAUGAAGCGCAUCAUAUCAAGAACUUUCGCUCACAGCGAUGGCAGAUUCUUUUAAAUUUUAACUCUAAGCAUCGUUUAUUACUCACAGGUACGCCAUUACAGAAUAAUCUCAUUGAGCUUUGGUCAUUGCUGUACUUUUUGAUGCCUAAUACUGUUUCUCAAAGUAUGCCUAUUGGUUUUGCUAACCUGAAGGAAUUUCAAGAAUGGUUUGCGCAUCCUGUUGAUCGUAUGAUUGAAAAUCAUCAGCAACAAGGAAUGGAUGAGGAAUCACGAGUUGCCAUUCAAAAGCUUCAUACCGUCCUUCGACCCUAUUUAUUGCGUCGUAUUAAAGCUGAUGUUGAAAAACAAAUGCCUGAAAAGCAUGAGCAUAUAGUGUAUUGUCGUUUAUCAAAGAGACAACGGUUUCUAUAUGAUGAUUUUAUGAGUCGUGCCAAGACUAAGGAAACUUUAGCCAGUGGUCAUUUCCUAAGUAUCAUCAACUGUUUAAUGCAGCUUCGUAAAGUAUGCAAUCAUCCAGAUUUAUUUGAAGAGCGACCGAUCUUAACUAGCUUUGCGAUGGAUGAUCAAGUGCAAUAUCUGGGUCAGUCCUUGGAGAAGUUAAUACGACGACGAUUAGUCUGGACUAAAAAUGAUCAACUCGAAGCUCAUACAAAAAUUAAUUUUGAAUUUUUGAAUUUAAUUCUUACAGAUACAAGUAAUAAUCGUGUGAUAAGUGCAUCUGUAGCUCAGGACACUCUUCGACUCGAAGCAACAAAAGAAAUUAUGAGCGUAAUAGCCAAAUAUCAAAAACGGAUUAUGAUUGCUGAAUCACGUGGAGUGACUUCAAGAGACUAUCAUGACCUUAAGAAAUACGCAAAGUAUCGAGAGAUGCAGAUGCAUCUUGAUACCGUUAGCCGAUGGCAAAUGAUCAAUUAUGUAAACCACUAUCGAUGUGCUAAAAGACCCAUUUAUGAUGCGAGUUUAAUUGACUUGAUUAGACCCUCUACCAGGGAUGAUUACAUUUUUUCUCAUAAUCCACGCUUCUAUUUACAAAAUUGUGAAUCUCUUUAUAAUGCUGUACAGAGCUAUAAAGAGAGAAUUGAAAACAACUCAUAUCUUAUUGAGCAAGUUGCAUUUGUAACACCCAAAAUCGUAAUUGCUCAAGACAAAAGAAGAGUAUUUUCUUUAGAACAUUUACCAGCUGACGUACAGGUACAAUUACAGACAGCAACAAAUGUUGAAAAUGAUAUUCUUCAUCCUAUCAAAUCUCGACUCUCAAUUGCUUUCCCUGAUAAACGACUUUUACAAUAUGAUUGUGGUAAACUUCAAAAGCUAGAUACGUUAUUACGAAGCUUGGCAGCAGGAGGCCAUCGUGCACUUAUCUUUACACAAAUGACAAAAGUUUUGGACAUUUUAGAGACCUUUUUAAAUAUGCAUGGGUAUCGCUAUCUAAGGCUUGAUGGAGCAACCAAAGUAGAACAGCGUCAAGUUUUAACAGAAUGUUUCAAUAAUGAUAAGCGUAUCCUGUGUUUUAUUUUGUCAUCUCGAAGUGGUGGUUUAGGUAUUAAUCUAACGGGUGCAGAUACAGUUAUUUUUUAUGAUUCGGACUGGAACCCAUCUAUGGAUAAACAAUGCCAAGAUAGAGCUCAUCGUAUUGGACAAACCCGUGAUGUGCAUAUUUAUCGAUUUGUUACAGAGUUUACUAUUGAAGAAAAUAUUUUUAAAAAAGCAAAUCAAAAGAGAAUGCUAGAUAAUAUUGUUAUUCAGGAAGGUGAUUUCACUAAUGACUACUUUAGUAAAAAUGAAUGGUGGAAAAACCUUCCAGAGGUUGUUGGUGCCCAAACUGAUAAUAACGCAAAUAAGUUUAUUGAUUAUGAACAGGCAUUACUAGAAGCAGAAGACGAGAGCGAUGCAGCAGCAGCUAUUGAGGCACGGAAGGAGAUGAAUAUGGAUGAAAAAGAAUUUGAUGAUCAAACCAGUACAAGUACAGCGACGCCUCAUCGACAAUUGAGUGAAGUGCCAUCAUCUCGACCCAUGUCACCAUCAUCUGCCAGUCAAAUUCAAUCAAACGAGUAUAUUGUAAAUGAAGAUGACAAUGAAAAUGAUGAUAUGCAAUUAGAUAUAGGUCAUGUAGACCAAUACAUGUUACAGUUUUGGGAGAGAGAAAUGGUUGGAAGAAAUCUGGGUUUUGGGGGCUUUGCCGUGGAAAUUACAGAAUAAAAAUUUGUUCUUUAUCUGCACACUUCAACUUUUUUUUUUUUUUUUUUUUUUUU
This is a messenger RNA of Cokeromyces recurvatus, 4569 nucleotides long. RefSeq names its product SNF2 family N-terminal domain-containing protein. The record is from RefSeq and is a predicted model, not a curated record. The transcript has 5 exons. The coding region runs from base 23 to 4516 and encodes 1497 amino acids. Lineage: Eukaryota; Fungi; Mucoromycota; Mucoromycetes; Mucorales; Mucoraceae. Gene Ontology annotation, cellular component: Swr1 complex. Gene Ontology annotation, molecular function: ATP-dependent chromatin remodeler activity; histone binding; ATP hydrolysis activity.